AUGGCCAAUCCAACCAUCACCGGUCAUGAAACGUCAAAGGAUUUUACGGCACGCUUGUCGCAUCAGAUCAACGGUGGUAUGGCAUGUCUUGGGAUAGCCAUGGGUAUGGAGACGGGACUGUUUGAUGUGAUGAUGUCCAUUGGAGAGAACAGGAAAACCAGCCAGGAGAUUGCGGACUUGGCUAACAUGAAAGAAAGAUAUGUCCGAGAAUGGCUGGGAUGUAUGGCUGUCGCGGACAUCGUGAACUUCGACCCUGAGCAAGACACGUAUUGGAUACCUGCCCAUCGCGUUGGUAUCCUCACACAGUCCGGCUUCUUGUCCGUUGCUAUCCCGUGCCUGUCUAGUGGGUUCUUCGAUGUGGCAGAAUGCUUCAAGAAAGAUGGCCCAGCAGGUGUUUGUAUGGACAAGUAUCUAAAGUUUGAUCAGGUUUUGGACAAACUACACGAUCCUUUCUUUCGAGACCAGUUCCUUCAAGAGUUCAUUCCAUCCAUGCCCCAUUUGAAUCAGCAACUAAUUAAAGGAAUCACAGUUCUAGAAGUAGGGUGCUGCGAGGGUGGUUCAUGCAGGAUGCUCGCCACCCAGUUCCCCAAUAGCUACAUCUACGGAAUCGAUAUCUGCCCAAACUUCAUAGAGCAAGCUCGAGAGAAGACCACUUGCGAGGGUCUCAGCAAUGUCCAGUUUGCCAGUGAGGACGUCAGCUGCAUGCCGGCCGAGUGGACAUGGAAAUUUGACUACGUCUUCAUGUACUUUGUCCUUCACGACGUGUCGUACCCCUACAAGGCUCUGCGUGAAAUACACCGGGUCCUGAAGCCAGGGGGAACCCUGUCGGUAGUGGAUACCGUCACGCACACCAAACUCGAGGACAAUCUUAAGGAUGCUGACAGAGCCUACAUUCUAACCCAGUACACUAUGAGUUUGAUGAACUGCCUGCCCGUGUCCCUGUAUCCAGGAGACGGGACUGGUCUCGGGGCUAUGUGGGGUCGAGAGAAAGCACAGGAGAUGCUCAAACAGGAAGACUUUGAGGUUGUGUCCGUAAGCUCAACAAGAUCAUAUCUGAAUGGUUUGCAUUAUUUAUGCCAAAAGCCGCUCAGUGAGAAUAAUAAUGUCUGUAGCAACGGCUUUGCUUGAUUUUUUUAUUUUUUUUUAUAACAACAAGAAAUUAAAUUCAGUUGAGAUGUCCAUUCCCGGUCAUGACUCGUGUGCUG
Asterias rubens (European starfish) is the source of this 1205-nucleotide messenger RNA. RefSeq lists its product as uncharacterized. The record is from RefSeq and is a predicted model, not a curated record. Lineage: Eukaryota; Metazoa; Echinodermata; Asteroidea; Forcipulatida; Asteriidae. Bases 1 to 1128 code for a protein of 375 amino acids. The transcript is spliced from 4 exons.